GAGAGAGAGAGAGAGAAAUAAAACCUCACCGGGAGCUUCACUUCCAGCAGCAUCUCUGUCUUGAAUCACGGGACGGAUACAACUGCCUCUUCUUCCUCCCCUUUGUCACUCUCUUCGUGUCCGUGGGAAGAGCUGGUCAGAGUUUGCACUCAGCAUUUGUUUUCCUGCGAGGAGCCAAUGUCUCCCCCUCUUUUUCGGUACCGACUCUGAAGAAAUAUCGAAUAGAGAGAGACAGAACUUUUGUGCAGUCGAACUUUUUGCAGCGCUUAGACCGGUUGGGUCUUUGCAACAAAAAUGGGCUUCGUCCUUUCGCCCCGGUGGCUUCUGCCACUUCUAGUGGCGGCUUUAUCCUCGGCUCAAGAGCCCGAACCGGACCAAGACAUCCCAGAAGGAGCAUCCACCUUGGCCUUUGUCUUUGAUGUGACCGGUUCCAUGUACGACGACCUGGUCCAAGUCAUCGAGGGAGCAUCGAAGAUUUUGGAGACGUCCCUUAGCAGAAAACAGAGGCCACUCUACAACUUCGCUCUGGUCCCCUUCCAUGACCCAGAGAUCGGACCGGUCACCAUAACGACGGACCCGAAGAAGUUCCAGGAUGAGCUGAAAGAGCUGUAUGUCCAGGGUGGAGGAGACUGCCCGGAGAUGAGCGUGGGGGCCAUCAAGAUCGCCCUGGAGAUCUCCCUGCCGGGGUCCUACAUUUACGUCUUCACAGACGCCCGAUCAAAAGACUACAAGCUGGCACACGAGGUGCUGCAGCUCAUCCAGCAGAAACAGUCGCAGGUGGUGUUUGUGUUGACAGGAGAUUGUGAUGACCGCUCCCAUAUUGGCUACAGGGUGUAUGAGGAGAUUGCCUCCACCAGCUCAGGACAAGUCUUUCACCUGGACAAGAAGCAAGUCAACGAGGUGUUGAAGUGGGUGGAGGAGGCGGUCCAGUCCUCUAAGGUGCACCUGCUCUCCACGGACCACUCGGGGGCGGAGUCUAACACCUGGCCUCUGCCCUUUGACCCCAGCCUGAAGGAGGUCACUGUAGCCCUCAGCGGCCUUGGCCCCAACAUCGAGAUACGCAACCCUCAGGGGAAACUCAUCGGCAAGAGUGAUGGGCUAACGGAACUGCUGAACAUUCCCAACUCUGCGAAGGUCUUCAACGUCAAAGACCCACAGCCAGGAAUGUGGUCCAUCAAGACUAUGAGCAAAGGUCGUCACUCUGUGCGUAUCUCGGGCCUCAGCACCAUUGACUUCCGGGCUGGCUUCUCCAGGAAGCCCACGCUGGACUUCAAGAUGACCUCCAGCCGACCUGUUCAAGGUAUCCCAACCUACAUCCUGCUCAACACCACGGGCCUGGACAAGCCUGCGCGGCCAGACCGCCUGGACCUGCUGAGCACCACGGGGGCUGUGCUGAAGACGCUGCCCAUCCGCUACUUCCCCUCCCGCCAGCCCUAUGGUAUCUGGAACAUCACCGAGUUUGUGCCGCCCAACGAGGCCUUCUUCCUGCGUGUCACCGGCUACGACCGAGACGGAUUCGUCUUCCAGAGGGUCUCCAGUGUGUCGUUCUCCAGCAUCGUGCCUGACGCCCCGAAGGUGCAGAUGCCCAGCAGGACUCCUGGCUACUACCUGCAGCGUGGUGCCAUUAAGUGUGCGGUGGACUCCCUGAUCCCCUACACCGUGCGCUUCACCAGAGACGGGGCACGCCUUGGGGUUGACCAGCUCUACAAGGAGUCUGGCUCGGCUCUGUAUGAGAUUGAGCAGGUGUCUCUGAAGGAUGAGGGCUACUAUGAGUGUAUUGCCAUCAACAGCGCUGGAACAGGACGGGCACGCACCUUCCUGGACGUAUCUGAGCCUCCUCCGGCAAUCUCGGCCCUCCUCAACUCCACGGCGUCCCCCGGGGGUCGAGCCCUGCUCUCCUGCCACGUGGUCAGCACCGUGCCCUUCAACCUCACCUGGCAACGCGGGGGGGUGGACCUCCUGCACCCCCGCCUGGACCCCCGCGCCCGCCUCACACACAACCUGUCCCUGGAGCUGCUCUCCGUAUCCCCUGACGAUGCUGGCUGGUACACCUGCGUAGCCACCAACGAGGGUGGAGCGUCCACUGCAAGGGUUUACCUUAGUGUGCAAGAGCCCCCCCAGGUGAGUGUGGAGCCCCAGAACCAGACGUUUCAGGCGGGCCAGGAGGUGUGGAUCCGCUGCUCAGCUAAGGGCUUCCCCACACCCACUGUGGUCUGGACACACAACGACAUGUUCAUCAUGGGCUCCAACAGGCUGCGUAUGACUCCAGAUGGUGCUCUGGUCAUCAGGCAGUCUGUCAAGAAGGAUGCUGGAGUCUAUGGAUGCCUGGCCAGCAACGUAGCAGGCACUCACUCACAGACCUCCGUGCUCACCUACAUAGAAUCCCCGACAGUGACGGUGGUGCAGAGUGAGCUCCUGGUUGGUCUGGGGGAGAGGGCGGUGAUGGAGUGUACAGCCACUGGCAUUCCACAGCCUGAGGUGAAAUGGUACAAAGGUGAGUCAGAGCUGCACUCGUCUGCGUUGGUGAGCGUUGACCCAGUGAGGGGGACCCUGAAGGUGCUGCGUGCCCAGGAUGCUGAUGCAGGGGACUACACCUGUGUGGCCCUCAACCCAGCCGGCACCGACCAGGCACACAUCACCCUGGACGUGGGAUCCGCUCCCGAGUUCAUACUGCAGCCGGUGGACGUGGCGGCGGACAUCGGUGGCAACGUGAGCAUGAUGUGCCAGGCGGAGGGGCACCCAGCACCCACCAUCACAUGGCAUCGUGAUGAUGGCAAAGCUCUCUUCUCUCUCCAGCACGAGCACAGCACCAUCACACAGACAGCACAGGGACAUCUCCACAUCAGCGAUCUGUGGGUGGAGGAUGACGGGGUGUACUGGUGCGAGGCCCAGAACCCCUUUGGCAAGAUCCAAACCAUGGCCCAGAUCACUGUCACUGGCCUCGUGCCUCCCCUGAUAGGCCUGAGUCCGGCGGUGGUGAGUGUGGUGGAGGAUCAGCAGUUGACUCUGCCCUGCGUACUACUGGCCGGCAACCCCCUACCAGAGAGACGAUGGAUACACCUCAACGGCCUGGUGCUGUCGGACUCCCAUGUGAGUAUCCGUAAGGAUGGCAGUCUGCAUAUCGAGCGCGUCAGGCUGCAGGACGAGGGGGACUACACCUGCCUGGCAGAGAACGUAGCCGGAUCCAGCAACCACACCACCACCCUCAACGUACACGUCAUGCCAAGCAUUCAGUAUGGCCCUCAGGUCUUCAGCACCAUCGAGGGAAGUCCCAUCUCUUUGCCCUGUGUUGCCAAUGGAGUACCCAGGCCUGACAUCACCUGGUCCAAGCGUGGUGAGCCACUGGAUCUGGAUGGUUCCUUGUUCUCGUUGCGUGAGGACGGUUCCCUCUAUAUCGCAUCUCCGGGAGGCAACGAGACUGGAGAGUUCCUCUGCACCGCUACUAACGCAGCCGGACACGCCUCCAGGAUAGUGCAGCUCACCGUCUACGUGAAGCCCAGGUUGAGUGGUGGUGGUGGCGAUGGAUCAGAGCGGGGAGGUGGAGGAGCGUCCGGGGGUCCCCUGGAGGUGACGGUGAUAGCGGGCAGUGACGCCACCCUCCCCUGCGAGGUGCAGAGUGUCCCCCCUCCCGUCAUCCACUGGUCCAGGGACAGGCAGCUCAUCUCCCCUCACUCCCCACGGCAUAUUCAGCUUCCCUCUGGCUCCCUGAAGGUCCUGGAUACGCGGGUGUCAGACAGCGGCCUCUAUGUGUGUGUGGCCUCCAACAUCGCUGGCAACUUCACACAGACUGUACGACUUAGUGUGCAUGUGCCGCCCAGCAUCCAGGCUGGUCCCCGUCUGAUGAAGGUGCAAGUCGACCACCCGGUGGAGCUGCCCUGCGUGGCCCAGGGGGUACCGGAACCCUCCAUCAGCUGGCUGCGAGAGGGCGCCGCCCUGGAGGUGAGCCGGGGGAACUACAGGCUGUCGGCCGACGGCUCUCUGAAGAUCAGGAAGGUGAGCCUGGAUGACGAGGGCGUCUACACCUGCCGGGCCAGCAACGUCGCCGGGCAGGCCGAGGCCCACAUACAGAUACUGGUGCAAGUGCCCCCGGUGGUGGAGGUGUCAGAGCCUCCCUUCAACAGCCCUCUGCAGGAGCGAGUGGCCAAUCAGCGCAUCGCCUUCCCCUGCCCUGCCAAAGGCACUCCUAAGCCGGUGAUUAAAUGGCUGCGUAACGGUGAGGAGCUGACAGGGGCGGAGCCUGGCGUGUCCAUCGAGGAGGACGGAACGCUGCUGCUGCUGGCGUCUCUCUCCCCAUUGGACAACGGAGAGUAUGUCUGCAAAGCCGUCAACGACGCCGGCUCCACCCAGAAGAAGUACCAGCUCAAGGUCAAUGUGCCCCCGGAUGUUCGAGACAAUGGGUUGCCUAGCAACGUCUCCGUGGUGAUGAACCAGCCCACCAGUCUGGUUUGUGAUGUCACAGGAAGUCCCGCCCCUGUCAUCACAUGGUAUAAGGACGAUGUUCAGGUGUUGCCCAGCAGUAAUGUGCAGAUCGUGCAGCAGGGGAAGGUGCUGCGUCUGCAGAAGGCUGCAGUGGCGGAUGCUGGCCGCUACUCCUGUAAAGCCAUCAACAUAGCCGGCAGCACUGAGAAGGACUUCCACCUGGACGUACUGAUUCCCCCCAGCAUUGUGGGCACCGGUGCGCCGCGGGACGUGUCUGCGGUGUUGAACCAGGAGAUCAGUCUGGAGUGCAGGGCCAAAGGAGAGCCCUUUCCCACUAUCCAGUGGUACAAGGACAGGAAGCUGGUGUUCUUGGGUGACCCCAAUGUGGAGGUUCUAGAGAGAGGUCAGGUGCUGAAGAUCAGGAGUGCUCGUCUGGGAGACCAGGCCCACUACCACUGCACCGUCAGCAACGCCGCCGGCAAGCAGACUAAGGACUUCAACCUCAGCAUAUACGUCCCACCCAGCAUCAAAGGAGGCAACGUGACGUCUGACGUGACCGCCCUGCUGAACACCAUGGUGACACUCGAGUGCGAGGCCCGGGGGGUGCCCCUGCCCGCCAUCACGUGGCUGAAGGGCGGCGAGCCCCUGCUGUCCAGCCGCCAGACGCAGUACGUGGACCGUGGACGGCUGCUGAAGAUCCCCCGCGUACAGGAGGCCGACGCCGGCCGAUACACCUGCAGGGUCACCAGCGUGGCUGGCACGGCCGACAAACAUUACAACCUGGACGUCUAUGUUCCUCCCUCCAUCCUGGGCGGCGGUGACAUCCCGUCGGAGCGCAAGGUAGUGUUAGCCGAGGGCCUGACUCUGGAGUGCGAGGCGGACGGCCACCCGGCUCCGGCCCUGAGCUGGCUCAAAGACGGCGUUCCGGUGCGUGCCACAGACAAGGUCCAGGUGCUGGAGGAUGGCCGCCGCAUGCAGAUCCUCAACGCUAACCCCUCCGAUGCUGGACGCUAUGUUUGCGUAGCAACCAGCGUUGCCGGGGAAACCGAGAUGAAGUAUGACGUCAGUGUGCUAGUGCCACCAGAGAUAGAGGACGCCGAGCAAACAACUGACAAGACUGUUGCCAUUAACAACCUGCUGGAGUUGGAAUGUGACGUCAGUGGAACACCUACUCCUGUUAUAACUUGGCUUAAGGACGGUCAGCCUGUGCGACAGGGGGACAGGGUGCGCAUCAGCAGUGGUGGCAGACGCCUCAUCAUCUCUCGUGCUCAGGUGUCAGACACGGCUCGCUUCCAGUGUGUGGCCAGCAAUGAGGCCGGCGACCAGGAGAGGGAGUUCAAUGUGGCCGUGCAUGUGCCCCCAUCCAUCCGUGCCACUGGGCCUGUGGAGCGUUCUGUGGUCCUCCAGCGUCCCAUCAGCCUCCAGUGCGUCGCCACUGGCAUCCCGCCUCCCACCGUCACCUGGCUCAAAGAUGGCCGCCCUGUGGACGCCACUCAGGAGUACCUGAAGCUGGAGUCAGGUGGUAAGACGCUGGUCAUCACCCAGUCCAGACUAGAGGAUGCUGGGAAGUACACGUGUGUGGCCACCAACCCUGCAGGAGAGGCCCAGCAGCACAUGAGACUACAGGUCCACGAGCCUCCCAACAUCCUAUUCGACGAGGACUCUGUCAAUCACACCGUGGUGGCUGGCUACCCCAUUCAGCUCAAGUGCAAGGUCGCCGGGAAUCCACUUCCAGCGGUGACCUGGUACAAGGAUGGGCGUCCGGUGACCUCAGCGGCCGGCGUGACCUUGUUGAACAGGGGUCAGGUGCUGGAGCUGAGUCGCGCCCAGGUGUCAGACACAGGGGCGUACCGAUGUGUGGCCAUCAGCGUAGCAGGAACCUCUGAGCUCACACACACACUCGAGGUGUAUGUGCCUCCGUCCAUCUCCAGUGAGGGUGGUGUGGUGUCUGUGGUGGUGAAUGAGCCGGUGCGUCUGGAGUGUGAGGCCACAGGCGUGCCCACGCCCACCCUCACCUGGCUCAAAGAUGGCAGCCCCGUUACCAGCCUUGCCCAGGGACUUCAGGUGUUGUCUGCAGGUAAGCUGCUGGCCUUCAGCAGUACUUUAGUGAGUGACGCCGGCCGCUACACCUGUGUGGCUGUCAACGCCGGAGGAGAGACCCAGAAGGACUAUGACCUCAAAGUUUACGUGCCUCCUAACAUCAUGGGGGAGGAGUCGAAUGCCACUGUGUUGCUAGGACGACCAGUGGAGCUACGUUGCCAGAGUGACGCCAUUCCUCCGCCUACUCUCACCUGGCGUAAAGAUGGCCGCCCUCUCUACCGCAGACCAGGCACCACCGUAUCUGAGGAUGGCAGCCUACUUAGGAUCGGCAGUGCUCAGGUGCAGGAUGCGGGCAGGUACACCUGUGAGGCCACGAACGUAGCAGGAAAAACAGAGAAGAACUACAACCUGAACGUGUGGGUGCCUCCCAGUAUCCGUGGCUCUGAGGAGGUGUCUCCUCUGACGGUGAUUGAGGGCAGCCUGAUAUCUUUGGUGUGUGAGUCCAGUGGCAUCCCCCCGCCCAGCCUCACCUGGAAGAAAGAUGGGUCUGAGUUGAAGGCAGAUAAUCGUGUGCGUGUUUUGUCUGGUGGGAGGCAGCUGCAAAUCUCCAGUGCGGAACACUCAGACACGGCCUCCUACAGCUGCCUAGCAACCAACGCCGCUGGCAACGCCAUGAAGGAAUACAGUUUGCAAGUCUAUGUGCGCCCUUCCAUCAGACGCAGCGGGCCGGCCGAGGUGACGGUGACGCGGGGCACGGACGUGACGCUGGAGUGCGAGGCCGAGGGGGUGCCGCGGCCCGCCAUCACCUGGCUGAAGGACGGACGCCCCGUCGCUCACGGGAACGGGGCCCAGGUGCUGAGCGAGGGCCGGCUGCUGCAGAUCCGGGAGGCCCGGGUGUCCGACACGGGGCGCUACACCUGCGUGGCACACAACGUGGCCGGGACCACAGAUACCAAGUUUGAUGUCAACGUGCACGUGCCCCCCAGCAUAGUGGGCCAGACGGUGUCUCCACAGAAUGUGAGUGUGGUGGUGCGUAACCCGGUGGCCCUCACCUGCGAGGCCUCGGGGAUCCCCCUGCCUGCCAUCACCUGGCUGAAGGACGGCCAGCCAAUCAGCUCAUCCAGCGCUGUACGCAUCAUCUCAGGGGGACGGAGUCUGCGUCUGAUGCAUGCUGCCGAGGAGGAUGUGGGGAGGUACACCUGCAUAGUGUCCAACCCUGCUGGAGAGGAGCGCAUGAACUUUGACCUGGAUGUACUUGUUCCUCCCAGCAUAGUGAAGGAGGGCACAGUGGAAGACGUGAAGGUCAAGGACAGGCAGAAUGUCACGCUGGCAUGUGAGGUCACAGGUAACCCAGUACCUGAGAUCACAUGGUUGAAGGAUGGUCUGCCAUUGGUCAGCGACCGGCGUCAUAAGGUGAUGUCACACGGCCGCUUCCUCCAGAUCAUAUCUGCCCAGGUGUCCGACACCGGCAGGUACAGUUGCCUGGCAACCAACAGUGCAGGGGACCGUAGCCGACACUUCAACCUCAAUGUGCUAGUGUCCCCCACCAUCCUGGGCUCUGGUCCGGAGGGCUCUGCGGAGGAGGUGACGGUGACCCUGAGCAGUCCCACAUCUCUGGUGUGCGAGGCCCAGUCCUACCCCCCCGCUAUCAUCACCUGGCUCAAGGACGGACGCCCCUUCCAGUCAGGACGCAACGUACGAGUGCUGCCAGGUGGGAGAACACUGCAGAUCCUGAGGGCUCAAGAGGAGGAUGCGGGCCGAUACACGUGUGUCGCCACCAACGAAGCCGGAGAGACGCUCAAGAACUACGAGGUCAAAGUUUUCUUGCCGCCUGUGAUCAGCAAGAAUGACGUGCCUGGGGAGGGCCUGGCCCCCAAGGAGGUGAAGAUCAAAGUCAACAACACACUGACGCUGGAGUGCGAAGCACAGGCCAUCCCCACCCCCACGCUGCUCUGGUACAAGGAUGGACAGAUCCUGAGGGCUGAUGACCACAUCAGCAUCUCUGCUAACGGCCGUGUGGUGCGUAUUAAGGAGGCCCAGGUGUCUGAUACUGGACGCUACACCUGCGUGGCCAGCAACCUGGCUGGAGAGGACGAGAAGGACUUUGAUGUAAAUAUACAAGUGCCCCCUACCUUCAAGCAGGGUAAUGGGGGUAUAGGGGGUGUGGGUGUGGAGGCUAAAGAUGUGAUCCUGAAUAACCCCAUCUCCCUCUACUGUGAGACCAAUGCCGUGCCCCCUCCCACACUCACCUGGUACAGGGACGGCCAGCCUCUCACCUCCAAUGACAAAGUGCUGAUCCUGCCUGGUGGGCGUGUGCUGCAGAUCCCGCGUGCCCAGGCAGAGGAUGCUGGGAGAUACACCUGCGUGGCCGUCAACGAGGCGGGAGAGGACUCCAUCCAGUAUGACCUCAGAGUACUGCUGCCCCCCAGCAUCCGUGGCUCCGAUUCAGACGUGCCAGAGGAGAAGACGGUGCUGGUCAACAAGACCACCCAGCUGGAGUGUCUCGUGGACGGCAGCCCCGCCCCCCAGAUCAGCUGGCUCAAGGACAACCAGCCAAUCACAGAGGGCGCAACGCACCGCAUCCUGGCCAAUGGCCGCACACUACAGGUGAUCAAUGCCCAGGUGACUGACACAGGACGCUAUGUGUGUGUCGCUGAGAAUGUUGCUGGCAGCACAGAGAAAUCCUUUAACCUGAAUGUACAUGUGCCUCCCUCCAUAGUGGGUGUGAACCCGGAGAAUGUGACGGUGGUGCUGAAUAACUUUGUGUCUCUGAGCUGCGAGGCCACCGGCUUCCCCCCACCCACACUCAGCUGGAUGAAGGACCGCAGAGCCGUGCUGGCCAACACCAACGCUCUCAUCAUGCCAGGAGGUCGUACGCUGCAGAUCCUGCGUGUGAAGAUGUCUGAUGGGGGCAAGUACAGCUGCGUGGCCAUCAACCCCGCAGGCGAGGCCCAGAAACUCAUACACCUCACGGUCUACGUGCCCCCCAGUAUCAGGGACAGCAGUGGGGACUCGCCCGUGUCGGUGAGUGUGCGUGUGGGGAACUCUGUGACGUUGGAGUGCGAGUCCAACGCCGUGCCGCCACCCACCAUCACCUGGUACAAGAACGGCCGCGCCGUGGCAGAGACGGCCAACCUACGCAUCCUCGCCGACGGCCAGAGACUGGAGCUCAAGGGGGCUGAGGUAUCAGACACAGGCCAGUAUGUGUGUAAGGCAUCCAACGUGGCAGGACAGGUGGACAAAAACUUCCACCUCAACAUCUAUGUGCCCCCCAGUAUAGAGGGUCCUGCGGUGGAGCGUGUGGUGGAGACCAUCAGUAACCCCGUCACCUUCUCCUGUGACGCCUCAGGCAUCCCCCCACCCAGCCUCACCUGGCUCAAGAACGGACGGCCCAUAGAGAACUCUGACUCCCUGGAGAUGCACAUUGUGUCGGGGGGCAGCAGGCUGCAGAUAGCCCGCUCCCAGCUGUCCGACUCGGGCGCCUACACCUGCCUGGCCUCCAACCUGGAGGGGAAAGCACGCAAGACCUACCACCUCACCAUACAAGUGCCUCCCAGCAUCGCAGGCUCUGACCUGCCCAGUGAGGUGGGUGUGCUGCUGAAUGACAGUGUUCAGCUGGUCUGCAGAGCACUGGGCACCCCUCCACCCAUCGUCCAGUGGCUCAAAGAAGGAAAGACACUGACCAGGGAAGACCUGAAGAACAUCAGGAUGAGCUCAGACAACAGCACCUUGACAGUGAGUAGAGCUCAGCCCUCUGACGGGGGUAAAUACACGUGUGUGGCCACCAACAAGGCAGGAGAAGAGGACCGCAUCUUCAACCUCAACGUUUACGUUCCUCCUGUGAUCCAGGAUAACUCUGGUUCCCCGGUGGACCUGACUGCGGUGCUGGACAGCUCUGUGAGUGUGGAGUGUGUGGCUGUGGGCUCCCCUCCUCCGCAGCUCAACUGGCUGAAGAACGGACUGCCCCUCCCCGUCUCCUCACACACGCGCCUGCUCUCCGCUGGACAGGUGCUACGCAUUGCUCGUGCCCAGGUGUCAGACGGUGGCAGUUACACCUGUGUAGCAUCCAACAGGGCUGGUGUGGACAACAAGCACUUCAACCUGCAGGUGUACGUCCCGCCCACCCUGGAGGGUGCGGGCAGUGUGGAGGACAUCACGGUGGUGGCGGGUAGUCAGGUGACGCUGGCCUGUGUGGCCGACGGCACACCUCCGCCCACGCUCAAGUGGCAGAGGGAGGGGUAUACAGUGCAGCGAGACGGACAGCUCAGCCUGCCCAAUCAGGGCUCCACGCUGUUCAUCCGCAGCGCCAACGUCACCCACACGGGGCGCUACACCUGCACGGCGUCCAAUCAGGCGGGAGAGGCCAGUCGACACUACAACCUCAAAGUGCUGGCCCCUCCUCAGAUCCGCGGUGGUGGUGUCGGGGGUGCUCCUACGGAGGUGUCGGUGGUGGUGAGCCGUGUGCUGGAGCUGGAGUGUGAGGCUGACGGGGUGCCCCCUCCCACCAUCACCUGGAUGAAGGACGGGCGCCCCCUACCUGUCACCGAUGGAGUACGCCUGCUCCGGGGAGGAGAGGUGCUCAGGGUGGCCUCUGCCCAGGUAGAGGACACUGGCCGCUACACUUGCCUGGCCACCAGCCCGGCUGGAGACGACGACAGAGAGUUCCUGGUCAGAGUCCAUGUGCCCCCCAACAUCGCUGGAGAGAACACGCCUCAGAACGUGUCCGUGCUGCAGAACAGACAGGUGACACUGGAGUGUAAGUCGGAUGCUGUUCCUCCACCCACCCUCACCUGGCUCAAGGAUGGUGCACCCCUGCAGGUGACUCCACGCGUGCGUAUCCUGUCUGGAGGUCGCUACCUGCAGAUCAACAACGCUAACCUGCCAGAUGCUGCCCAGUACACCUGUGUGGCCAGCAACGUAGCUGGAGAGACACGACGCCAGUUCACUCUGGCAGUCAACGUGGCUCCCACCAUAAAGUCUGGUCCUGAGUCGGUGUCGGUGCAUGUGGACCAGGACGUGUCUCUGGAGUGUGAAGUGAGUGGAGUGCCGAUCCCUCGCAUCACCUGGAGGAAGCAUGGAGCCAUCCUGGCCAACAACAACCCCAGGUACACAUUUGGAGAAGAUGGCUCUCUGCACAUCAGCUCUGCUCAGGUGACAGAUACGGGGCGGUACCUGUGCAUGGCCACCAACCAGGCUGGCACCCAGCGCAGGAGAGUGGACCUGCAGGUUUACGUUCCACCAACCAUUGCUCAGACGUCCCGCAGUAACAUAACGGUGACUGUGAAUGUCCAGACCACUCUGUCAUGCGAGGCCACGGGCAUCCCCAAACCCACUGUCUCCUGGACACGCAACGGACGCCCACUACACACCGACCACAACCAGAACAUGUACAGGCUGUUGUCAUCAGGGUCUCUGGUCGUCAUAGCGCCCACAGUGGAGGACACGGGGGUGUACGAGUGCACAGUGACCAACGAGGCCGGACAGGACAACAGGACCAUCACACUCACUGUACAAGUUCCUCCCUCCAUUGCGGAUGAGGCCACAGAGCUGGUGGUGAAUAGACUGUCCCCGGUGGUGAUUGGCUGUACUGCGUCUGGCGUGCCUGAACCCAGCGUACACUGGACCAAAGAUGGCCUUCGCCUGGCAAACAGCGGGCAGGGCUACAAGAUCCUGCCAUCUGGUCCUCUCCAGAUCUCCUCUGCUGAGCUGAGCCACUCAGGUCGCUACUCCUGCAUCGCCCGCAAUGCCGCAGGCUCCGCCCACCGCCACGUACACCUGAGUGUGCAGGAGCCCCCAGUGAUCCAGAUGCACCCCGCCUCUCUGGAUGUGAUCCUGAACAACCCCAUCACUCUGCCCUGCAAGGCGGUGGGCACCCCUCGGCCCUCCAUCAGCUGGCAGAAAGAGGGCAUCAACAUCCUCACCACAGGAGGUGGAUUCUCAGUGCUGCCUAGUGGUGGGCUGCAGAUAUCAAGGGCAAGGGCAGAGGACACGGGCACAUACAUGUGUGUGGCACAGAACCCAGCUGGCACUGCCCUGGGCAAGACCAAACUCAGAGUACAGGUCCCCCCUGUCAUCAGCUCGGACAGUAAGAGGUACACGGUGGCCAUGGACACGUCUGUGACGCUACAGUGCCAGGCGGACGGGCAACCGGCGCCCACCGUCAGCUGGCACCGGGACGGGCAGCCCGUGGAGGAGGAGUCCCUACGCGUGCGGGUGCUGAGCUCCGGGGCCCUGCAUGUGGCCUUCGCCCAGCCCGGAGACACGGGCAAAUACACCUGCAGCGCUGCCAACGUGGCGGGCACCGCCAGCCUGGACAUGAGCCUCACCGUGCAGAUCCCUCCAUCCAUCCGUGAGGAGGAUCAUGAGCGGUGGGUGGUGGAGCACUCCCCAGUGCACCUGGCGUGCGUGGCGGAGGGGGUGCCGCAGCCCAGCCUGGUGUGGGAGAAGGACGGAGCUCCCCUGGGGGACGGCAGUGGAGAGUACACCAUCCUGCCCUCUGGGGAACUGGCCAUCGACUCAGCUCAGCCAGAGGAUGCUGGUAGCUACACCUGCAUUGCCACUAACUCGGUGGGCCAGGACAGCCAGACGGUGACCCUGGCGGUGCACACCCACCCGGAGUUCACCGAGCUGCUGGGAGACGUCUCGCUCAACAAGGGAGAGCGCCUCCUGCUGGUCUGUGGAGCUACUGGCAUCCCCCCGCCCAAAAUCUCCUGGACCUUCAACAACAACAUCAUCCCAGCCCAACUGGAGCAUGUGAAUGGCCACAGUGAGCUGGUGAUAGAGCGUGUGAGUAAGGACGACUCUGGUACUUACUCCUGCGUAGCGGAGAACGCUGUGGGAUCCAUCAAGUCUCUGGGCUUUGUCUACGUCAAAGAGCCGCCCAUCAUUGAUGGAGACCUUCACUCCAACCGCAUCGAGCCCCUGGGGGGCAAUGCCAUCCUGAACUGUGAGGUGCGUGGCGACCCCCUGCCCACCAUCCAGUGGAGCAAGAAGGGCGUCAACAUCCCCAUCUCCAACCGCAUUCGCCAGCUGCACAACGGCUCGCUCGCCAUCUACGGCACCGUGAGUGAGGAUGCAGGCAGUUACAUGUGUGUGGCCACCAACGAUGCAGGAGUGGUAGAGAGGAGUGUCACCCUCACACUGCAGAGCGCUCCCACCAUUACUCUGGAGCCCGUGGAGACGGUGGUGGAUGCGGGCAGCACUGUGCUCCUCAACUGCCAGGCCGCUGGAGAGCCCGUGCCCGUCAUCAGCUGGUCCCGCCUCGGACGGCCCCUGUUGGCCAAUCAGCGUUUCACGCAGCUCACCAAUGGCUCACUGCGAUUGGCCAGUGCUCAGAAGGAGGACACGGCGGAGUACGAGUGUGUGGCGCGCAACCUGAUGGGCUCCGUCCUGGUCAGGGUGCCCCUGACUGUGAGGGUGCAUGGAGGCUUCUCUGAGUGGAUGGAGUGGGGUCCCUGCAGUGUGUCCUGUGGAGAGGGGGUGCAGCACAGGCUGAGGCAGUGUAAUAACCCCCUGCCAGCCAAUGGUGGGCGCCACUGCGUAGGCAGCGACACAGACACGCGCACCUGCCAUGGCAAACCCUGCCCAGUGGAUGGAGGCUGGUCGGAGUGGUCUCCGUGGGAGGAGUGUUCGCGUACGUGCGGCCAGGGCAACAGGACGCGGGUGCGUACGUGUAGCGAUCCCCCAGCCCAGCACGGGGGCCGAGCCUGCGAGGGGAAGGCAGUGGAGGCCAUCAUCUGCAGCAUCAGACCCUGCCCUGUGGCUGGUAACUGGGGGGCCUGGCUGCCGUGGGGGCCGUGCAGUGAGACGUGUGGUAAGGGCACUCAGACCCGCGUGCGCCUGUGCAACAACCCCCCUCCUGCCUUCGAUGGGCCGCCCUGUGACGGACCUGACACCCAGACUCAGCUCUGCAAGGAGAGACCCUGUCCAGUGGACGGGAAGUGGUCACCAUGGGUGAGCUGGGGGGCGUGUAGUGUUUCCUGUGGGGGCGGUACCAAGCAGAGGACACGCCUCUGUGCUAGCCCCGCCCCUCAGCAUGGAGGACGGCAGUGUGAGGGCAAUGACGUUCACAUUGACUUCUGCAACAGCGAACCCUGUCCAAUCCAUGGUAACUGGGGUCCGUGGGGUGGCUGGGGCUCGUGUAGUCGUUCCUGUAACGGGGGUCAGAUGCGUCGGCACCGCAGCUGUGAUAAUCCCCGACCCGUCAACGGGGGGCGCACCUGCGCUGGCUCAGACACACAGACCCAGCGCUGCGGCACAACCAGCUGCCCAGUGGAUGGUAAUUGGGGUCCGUGGCAGGCAUGGGGGGAGUGUUCAGCCUCCUGUGGUGGGGGGGAGCGGACGAGGAGGCGGCUCUGUAACAACCCCUCGCCUAGCAACAAGGGCCGCCCAUGCCCAGGAGACUCCACUCAGCUCUCCAGAUGUAACGGCCAAGCAUGUCCAGGCGGUCCCCAAAGGGCUAGAGGCAGCAUCAUUGGGAACAUCAACGAUGUGGAGUUUGGCAUUGCCAUCCUGAAUGCCACCAUCUCAGACAACAAGGCAGGACCCCGCACCAUACAGGCCACCAUCACUAACGUCCCACGCAGCCUGGGCCCUGCGAUGAGGAAGUUGAUCUCGCUGCUGAACCCCAUCUACUGGACGACGGCUCAGGAGGUGGGAGAAGCCGUGAAUGGAUACACGCUCACCGACGCCAUCUUCAGACGAGAGACACAGGUGGAGUUUGCCACAGGUGAGAUCCUGCGGAUGACUCAUGUGGCUCGUGGGCUGGACUCAGACGGAGCGUUGCUUUUGGACAUCGUGGUGAACGGACACAUCCUGCAGCUGCCCUCAAAUGCUGACAUCAGCCUAAAGGACUAUUCUGAGGACUACAUCCAGACGGGUGCGGGCCAGCUGUAUGCCCAGUCCACGCGCAUGUUCAGCAUCGACGGCGUGAGCGUGCCCUACUCCUGGAACCACACCAUCAGCUACGAGGCCACACGGGGACGCAUGCCCUACCUGGUGGAGACCCUACACGCUACGGCCAUCGCCGCUCAAUACCACCCACUGGAGGAGGUGCUGGAGUACACCAUCCAGGCCAGCAUCGCCAAGGGCGACCGUAGCAACCAGUGUCCAAGCGGGUUCCGUCUGGACCCUACUGGCCCAUACUGCUCAGAUGAGGAUGAGUGUACGGAAGGCAACCCCUGUUCACACACAUGCCACAAUGCCAUUGGCACCUACUACUGCUCCUGUCCCAGAGGACUCACCAUAUCCGCAGAUGGACGCACAUGCCAAGACAUAGACGAGUGUGCACUUGGGGGCCACAUGUGCCACAGCGGGCAGGAGUGUGAGAACACGAUUGGCUCUUACCGCUGUGUGAUGCGCUGUGGUCGUGGCUUCAGGAGGACGGCUGAUGGUCUGAGCUGUACUGAUGUGAAUGAGUGUCAGGAGGCCAACCCAUGCCACCAGCACUGCCUCAACACCAUCGGCAGCUUCCGCUGUGCCUGCGAGCCGGGAUACCAGCUCAGGAACCGACGCUGCGUUGACAUAAACGAGUGCAGGCAGCGGGUGUGUCGCUCGGACCAGCAGUGCAAGAACACCCGCGGCGGGUACACCUGCAUCGACCUGUGCCCAGCGGGCAUGACCAAGGGUGGCAAUGGCACCUGCGUUGAUGUGGACGAGUGCAGAGACGGUACACACCAGUGCAGGUACAACCAGGUGUGUGAGAACACACGCGGCAGCUACCACUGCACCUGCCCACGCGGAUACCGCUCCCAGGGCGUGGGACGACCCUGUCUGGACAUUAAUGAGUGCGAGGCCGUGCCCGCGCCCUGUGCCCACCGCUGCGUCAACACCCCCGGCGCCUUCCACUGCACCUGCCCGCCGGGCCAGCACCUCCUGGGCGACGGCAAAUCGUGCGCGGGACUGGAGCGGCUGCCCAGCUACCAGAGCCUCACCUACGGGUACCAGGGCUGGCAGGGCUCACCGCGGCGCCGCUACCACAGCCUGGCAGCGCAGACCUUCGACUCUUACCCACGUUCGGGAGUGGCGGCAGGGGCAGGGGAAGGGGCUGGGGCAGCCUCCUCCUCCUCCUCCGUUUCUUCCUCGCGCGUGCGCAUACGCAGACACACCUCUGGAGAUGUGCCCUCAUAUCUGGCCCUUGCCCUCCGUCCUCCCCUGAGGCAUGCCUGCCCCCCAGGGUUGAAGCUGGGCCCGGACGGCUGUAUAGACAUAAAUGAGUGUGAGCAGCGUGACACGUGUCAGCACGAGUGUGUGAACACUCCUGGCAGCCACAAGUGUCUGUGUCCCAACGGAUACCGCCUCAUGACCAACGGCAAGACUUGCCAGGACAUAGAUGAGUGCCUUGAACAGAAUAUCCAGUGUGGGGCCAACAGGAUGUGUUUCAACAUGAGGGGUAGCUACCAGUGCAUAGACACCCCCUGCCCACCCAACUACCAGAGAGAUGCAGCUACAGGGUUCUGUCUGAAGAACUGCCCGCCCAACGACCUGGAAUGCGCCCUGAGCCCCUACGCGCUGGAGUACAAGCUGCUCUCUUUGCCGUUCGGCAUCGCAGCCAACCAGGACCUGAUCCGGCUGGUGGCGUAUACGCAGGAGGGCGUGCUGCACCCGCGCACCACCUUCCAGGCGCUGGAGGAGCAGGACGAGCAGAUGCCCUUCGCGCUGCGCGACGAGGGCCUGAAGGGGGUGUUGUUCACCACGCGGCCGCUCCGCCAGCCGCACACCUACCGCAUGAAGGUGCGGGCUCUCUCCUAUGGCACGGACGGCAACAUUGACUACCACACCACCUUCAUCGUCUACAUCGCAGUGUCGGCCUAUCCCUACUAAACCAAAAAGACUUUUACAGCACUUUACAAUUACUAUGACGGGAGGACAGCGAGAGGGAGAGAGAGAAAAGGAUGAGAGAAUGGACAUGGUGAUCAGCUUUCCCUUCUCUUCUUGCAAGAGAUUUGGGUUGAGUACAUUUGUUGUGAAUGGAUGUGUGUGUGUAUGUAUGAACGUGAAUGUGUCCAUGUCUGCGUGUGUGUGCGUGCUUGUGUGUGUGUUUAUGUUUUACAAUUUUGUUGGACAUCCGCCACUUGAAGACAAGUAAAAACAGAAAACCUGAAUCCGAAGACCCCUGUUGGGAGAGUGCUGUACGGAUAAAUGGCGCCACAACGCCCUCUGUGGGUUUGGAGGUCUUUGUUCUACGCCUCCAUUCCAGGGGUCCAACUCAAUAUAGCACCUCCAUCUCCUCUCCUUUUGCUUGUGGCCUACUGAUGUGAGGCAAGACAUGAUGGACAAUAGAAGUUUUAGUCCAUAUCUCCUAAGGGCAGUUAAAAGGUCAUUUUCUCUCUUGCAUUUGUAACUGAAGUCAGCCUGCUCUAGUUCACUGCUCGGGCAUGGGAGGCUCAGCACUAUACCGCUGAUCUAAAGGUCCAGACCAUAGCUCAGUGCUAACGAAACUGUUUGAGGCUUGUGGACAGAGGUUUUACUAACGUUCUACACCGAACUCUGCUAUUUAGCAGCCGUUACACAAUCAGGAUGUUGAAUGGGGACAAGCCCCCCCAAAAGUUGCUGACGACGGUGAAACUUUGUUUUCUCCAUGGAGGUGGAGAGUCAGCAAAGCACAAGGCCACAAGCCAAAGGAGAGGACGGGAGGUUAGAUUUUGAGUUGUGCCCCAGGCCUCACAUGUGGAGCUUCAAGGGAGGAGGAAGUCGACAGCAGUACCAGCAGUACAUGGCGUACUCAGACAGCCUUCAACUGCAAGCGGAGGUGGAUAUACGGAACACACACGCAACCAAAUGGCUACGUCUACCUUUUAACUUAUUAAUAUGUGCUUGAAAACAGAUUGGGAUGGCAUUGGGGUGGACAUUGCUCAGGAUCAUGUCAAGUUUACCGUCGGCAAGAGACGCUAUGUAUUGGCUAAACUUGGGGCUGAGUUUUUAGUACCUGGUAUGACAAUUACGGGAAGUUCACAACGUAUGAGAAUCAUUCAGAGUUCCCCAGCUCAUUUACCAUAGGCCAAUGAAGCCCUUUCAGUUUGAAUGUGUAGAACAACUUACGCCUUCAUGGGAGUGAACUACCUUAGUUUUGUCGUUUGAAACUGUAAGAGACAUGACAAAAACAUCCGAUCAGGUUUGGGUUACCCCUUUCUCCCCAACCUCAAGUCAGAACCCGCACCCUCAUGGAUCCUAGAACCACCACUACCAUCUCUCUCUUUAUGUGUAUGCCUAUUCAGACUGUAUCCCUAUUGCAUUCAGCCUCACUCCACUUUUCCCAUUCUCAUAGCGCCACAGACGUCAAAACAGUCACUCAGUACCUAAGAUGUAUUCUAUUUUGAAUAUUUGUAUAUAAGUGUUUUUUUUAUUAUUAAUUCUGUGAUAUGGCUCUAUACUGUAUUGUAUUGUAUUAUUCAUGUCUUUUGUAAAAAACGAAAUAAUAAAUGUACAACACAAGUUUGUGUGUGCGUGUGUGAGAGAGAGAGAGAGACAGACAGAGAGAGAGA
Engraulis encrasicolus (European anchovy) is the source of this 18941-nucleotide messenger RNA. It is a transcript of the gene hmcn1, whose product is annotated as hemicentin 1. The transcript has 108 exons. The record is from RefSeq and is a predicted model, not a curated record. Bases 295 to 17280 code for a protein of 5661 amino acids. Gene Ontology annotation, cellular component: plasma membrane; neuronal cell body; axon. Gene Ontology annotation, biological process: homophilic cell-cell adhesion; synapse organization. NCBI's taxonomy places the organism in Eukaryota, Metazoa, Chordata, Actinopteri, Clupeiformes, Engraulidae. Gene Ontology annotation, molecular function: calcium ion binding; axon guidance receptor activity.